Cryptomeria japonica (Japanese cedar) is the source of this 2448-nucleotide messenger RNA. Its product is annotated as LRR receptor-like serine/threonine-protein kinase RGI5. The coding region runs from base 1 to 2448 and encodes 815 amino acids. NCBI's taxonomy places the organism in Eukaryota, Viridiplantae, Streptophyta, Pinopsida, Cupressales, Cupressaceae. Gene Ontology annotation, molecular function: protein binding. The record is from RefSeq and is a predicted model, not a curated record. The transcript has a single exon.
AUGUGGAACGGGAUAUCCUGCAACAAUCAGACCAACCACGUUGUCAAGGUUACCGUCUCGUUUGGGUACAUUCAAGGCGUGAUCUCUGACAGCUUGUGCGAACUUCGUUUCCUCACAUCACUGACGAUAUACGGAGUAACAGGUACUGUUCCUCUCUGUCUGGGAAAUCUCCAAUUUAUUCAAACCUUAGAUUUAUCUUUGAAUAAUUUGAGAGGGAUAAUUCCCUCUUCCAUUUGUCUUCUCACGCACCUUACAUCCCUUAAACUUCAGGGGAAUGAAUUCAAUGGAAGCAUCCCUUCCUGCUUGGCCAAUCUUUCCUCUUUAACCUACCUUGACCUUUGUCGAAACCAGCUUACUGGAAGCAUACCACCUUCUCUGGGUAAUAUUUCCUUCCUUCAAUAUUUAGAUCUUUCCGAGAACCAAUUAAGUGGGAACAUACCGAUUUCUCUUGGAAGUCUAAUUUUGUUAAGUAAUCUAUACCUUGGACGAAAUCCAGUGAGCGGCAACAUUCCGAGUUCUUUAAGCAAUCUCUCUUUACUCCAGGUGCUGGAUCUUGGGGACACUCAACUAAGUGGGACCAUUCCCCCUUCAUUCAGUCAGCUGUCCUCCCUUAUUCGCUUGUACGCUAAUGGCAAUCUCUUCAACGAAACUAUUGCUUCUUCGCCACUUCCACCUUCUUUGGUUGAGCUAUACCUCGCACUAAACCAUAACCUGUCAAUUUCAGAAGCUUUCUUUCACAACCUUACAAGCUUGAAGUCACUGUAUUUAUCCGAUUGUGUUGUAAAUAUUAGCAAAAGCUGGCUUCCAUCCUUUCAGUUAGCGACUAUAAGUUUGGUGUCAUGCAUGAUUGGCCAUGAAAUUCCACCUUGGAUUUCAACACAAUCUUUGCUUAAAACCUUAGAAUUAGUUAACACCAGUCUUGUGGGAGAAAUUCCUUCUUGGCUAUGGGAAACCAAUCCAUUGCUGCAAUCUCUAAAUCUUUCAGGAAAUCAUCUAGAAGGAACUCUAUUUUCAAAUACUUCAAUAUGGAUGCAACUAAUGCUGCUCGAUGUAUCUAGAAACGUAUUGAGUGGGCACAUCCCAUCAAAUUGGUCCCCCAAUAUGGAACAAUUGUUGAUCAGUGACAAUUCAUUCAGUGGAAAUAUUCCUUCAAGCUUGGGCUCUUUAUUUAAUCUCCAGCUAUUAAAUCUUGCAAACAACUACUUAACAGGAGUGAUCCCUUUUAGCUUGGGAAACUUGUCUAAAGUCGAGUUGUUAAAUGUUGCAAACAAUUACUUAACUGGAGUCAUCCCUAUAAGUUUGGGUAAAUUAUCUCUACUCUUGCUAUUAAAUCUUGCAAACAACUACCUAACAGGAGUGAUCCCUUCAAGUUUGUCCAAAUGCUCUUCCCUCAAUGUCAUAAAUUUGGGAAAUAAUAGUUUGGAGGGAAGCUUACCCAACAACUUCAGUCAGCUAAGUGAAUUAUAUUCAUUAGUUGUUCAUAGUAACAGCUUGAAUGGGUCAUUCCCCUUCUCAGUAUUAAAUUGUUCAAAGCUGCAGGUGCUUGAUAUUGGGGAUAACUUGUUUGGAGGUGAAAUACCAUCAUCAAUUAGAAGUCUUCUUGAGCUAAGAGUAUUGGUGAUGAAGGAGAACAAUUUUAUAGGCAAUAUUCCUCUUGAGAUUGGCCAACUAAGGAGCCUUCAGAUCUUGCUGCUUUCUUCCAAUCAUAUCUCAGGCUCAAUUCCACCCACAAUUGUAUCAUUGGAAGCAAUGGCAAUAGAAAAUCAAGAUGGUUUUGUAUUGUCAGCUUCCAAUGUUCCUUAUCAAGAUGGGUUGGAAAUGAAUUCAAAAGGCACAGAUCAACACUAUGAAUAUAUUCUUUCCACUCUCACAUCCAUAGAUUUGUCAAAUAAUGAAUUGGAGGGAGAAAUUGCUGCAGAUUUUGGAAAUUUGAAGGGGUUGAGACUUCUAAACCUUUCAAUGAAUGGUUUGAAAGGGACCAUUCCAACUAGUUUGGGAAAAAUGAGUCAGUUGGAGUCAUUAGACCUUUCAAGAAAUUAUUUUUCUGGGGAAAUCCCUAUAGAGCUUGAAUCUCUAAACUCCUUGGGUUCACUAAAUUUAUCAAACAACAAUCUUUCAGGAAAUAUACCACAAGGACAACAUAUAACUAGCACAUUUGGAGAAUCCUCUUAUUCAAGUAACCCAUAUUUAUGGGGAUGUCCCCUACCCAAAAAUUGUUCGUGGAAACAAUUUUCUCCUCCUCAUCCUCCUCCAAUUUCAAUGAACAAAGAAAAAAGUAGUGCUAAAUAUUCAUGGUAUAAGAUAGCAAUGGGAUUGUCAUGUGGAAUAGCUUUUGGAGGGAUUGUAUCAUUGAUCCACACAAGGAUAAGUUGGAGAAGGAAAUAUUAUAAUAAAGUUGAUAAAAUCUUAAAUUCUAUAUUUCCAUGGACGAAGAAUUUGGAGCUAUGA